AUGACAGGCAAGGACUGUCCGCCCGAAUCCUUAAUGCUCGCUGCAGACGCUCAUGUCAAAUAUGUCCAAAGCCUCGACACGAGGAAAGACGAGCUGGACUAUUGGCUGACGGAACAUUUGCGUCUCAACGGGGUGUAUUGGGGUCUCACGGCCCUUCACCUUCUGCAAAAGCCUGACGCUCUUCCUCGCAGCGAGACGAUCGACUUUGUGCUUUCUUGCCAGCAUGAGAACGGCGGAUUUGGAGCCGCCCCAGGUCACGAUGCCCACAUGCUCUCCACAGUAAGUGCUGUGCAGAUUCUGGCCAUGGUGGAUGCCUUCGACGAGCUCGAGGCCCGGGGAGCCGGCAAGGCCAAGGUCGGUAAAUAUAUCGCAGAUCUGCAGGAUCGCGAGACAGGGAGCUUUUACGGCGACGAGUGGGGGGAGGAGGACACGCGCUUCCUCUACGGAGCAUUCAACGCGUUGUCUUUGCUCGGUCUCCUGUCGCUGGUCGAUGUCGAAAAAGCUGUCAAUCACAUUGCAACAUGCGCGAACUUUGACGGAGGAUAUGGCGUGAGACCUGGCGCUGAGUCGCAUUCGGGUCAAAUAUUCACCUGCGUAGCUGCAUUAAGCAUCGCUGGUCGGCUCGACCUUGUUGAGGAAGAGAAGCUUGGCCGGUGGUUGAGCGAAAGACAGACUCCUGGCGGUGGCCUCAACGGUCGACCAGAGAAGAAGGAAGACGUCUGCUACAGCUGGUGGGUUUUGAGUAGCCUCGCAAUCAUCCGACGGACACAUUGGAUCGACCGGGAAGCUCUCAUUAGCUUCAUUCUUCGAAGUCAGGACAGCGAAAGGGGAGGUAUAUCCGACAGACCCGGCGACAUGGUCGACGUCUGGCACACUUGCUUUGGCCUCGCCGGCCUGAGCCUUCUCGGAUAUCCGGGGAUGGAGGCUGUGGAUCCAGUCUAUUGCAUGCCGGAAAAGACUGUCGAGAGGCUAAUCAGCCGUUGA
Purpureocillium lilacinum is the source of this 984-nucleotide messenger RNA. RefSeq lists its product as uncharacterized. Gene Ontology annotation, cellular component: Rab-protein geranylgeranyltransferase complex. Gene Ontology annotation, biological process: protein geranylgeranylation. Gene Ontology annotation, molecular function: Rab geranylgeranyltransferase activity. NCBI's taxonomy places the organism in Eukaryota, Fungi, Ascomycota, Sordariomycetes, Hypocreales, Ophiocordycipitaceae. The record is from RefSeq and is a predicted model, not a curated record.